AUGUUUAUUCAUUCAGAUUUUGAAAUCUCUUCAGAAGUUUGGUGGAAAUCACAUUUAGAAGAGAAUAACAAUGAAUAUGUUAUCAACAAGAUAGAAUUGUUUAAAAAACAAAUUUUAUCUGAAAUGGAAAAAGACGACAAGAAUUUAUGGAUCGGAUAUAUGAACUAUCAUCGUGAAAAGUAUUUACUUGAGUGUAUUUCAACCGAAAUUGAUAUUAAAUACGAUGAACUACAAAAAUUAUCAGAAAAUGAAUUUACACAAGAAUUAGUAAAACGUUUACAUAAAGAUAUUGGGAAGGAAAUAAUUGAGGAUGCUGGAGAAUAUAGAACGAUUUACGUGAAACCACAUCAAGAAGAUUUUAUGUAUAUGGAUCCGAUUUUGAUAAACGAUAAGCUUGAAGAGUUGCUUAGUCAAUGUAGAGAAAAAUUUAAGGACGAGUUGAGUUUGGAGGAUGCAGUUAAAUAUGGAGCUUGUUUUCUUUCUCAAUUUUUAUUUAUUCAUCCAUUCAGUAACGGUAAUGAAAUAUAUUUACAAUGUUUGAAGGAUGCACAAUGGAGUUAUGAAUUACGUAGCCCUAGUACUUUAGCGAGAUUUAUUCUUGAAUGUAUUUACAAAACUUUAUACGAUAUUUGUGUUAUUAUGGAUAUUGAUAUAUCCACAACUGAAUAA
This is a messenger RNA of Racocetra fulgida, 669 nucleotides long. Lineage: Eukaryota; Fungi; Glomeromycota; Glomeromycetes; Diversisporales; Gigasporaceae. The record is from the annotation of a GenBank genome assembly.